AUGGGUGUUAUCGAUCGCAUUCGCGGCCGCGAUACUUCCCAGCUCAAUGCUGCGGCGCAUAACCCCAGCCCUGUCGACGAAAAAUCCGUCAGUCAGCCGCAAGAUGUCCCGGUCAGCGACUCGGAUACCUUGAGUCUCGAGGCUCGUGCUGCAAAGGAAGUCGAGGCCCAUCCAGACCAAAUCACCGCUGAUGCAGCUGCCGGUGUCCAGAAGGCAGAAGCCACUGCCAUGGUCUGGGGCAAGAAGACCGUCUAUGCAGUUUAUGCCUGGCUCCGCAGGAUUUGGGUGUGCUAUUUCAUGCUGGCGUUCCAGUCUGCAGUGGGCAACAAUUUGCUUUUCGCUGCCUACUCGGAUUUCUCCACAGCCCCUGCCAUCACCACUGCAAAUAUUUUGGCUGUCAUCAUUGGCGGUGUGAUCAAACUGCCCAUUGGAAAGAUUAUCACUAUCUGGGGCCGUGCUGAAGGCCUUGUCGUCUUCGUGGUUGUCUACCUUGUCGGUAUUAUCAUACUCGCCGCAUGUACUGGUCCGAACUCGUACGCUGCGGGUUAUGUGUUGUACUGGAUCGGUUAUGAUGCCAUCUACUUGAUUCUAGAUGUUUUUAUCGCCGAUACCUCAGGCCUGCGCAAUCGAGCUUUCGCCUUUGGAUUCUCUAGCACCCCAUUCAUUUGCACCGCAUUCACUGGCUCUUUGGCUGCUUCCUCAUUUAUCAAGACCAGUGGAUGGAGGUGGGGCUAUGGUGCAUUCGCCAUCAUCAUGCCAUUUGUGUUUCUUCCGCUGGCUAUUGUUUUCAAGCUAUAUCAGCACAAGGCCUAUAAAAUGGGCCUUUACCAAAAGGAACCCAGUGGCCGUACAUUGGCGCAGUCCGUUGUCCACUACUUCAUUGAAUUCGACUUGAUCGGUGCAUUCCUGCUUAUGGCAGCAUUCAUCCUUUUCUUGCUUCCUUUCAGCUUGGAGUCAUAUUUCCGUAUUACUUAUCAAAGCGCCGCUUUCAUCGUCAUGGUUAUCCUUGGAAUUUUGCUAUUCCCUGUCUUCGCUAUUUGGGAGGCAUACUUUGCACCGAAACAGUUCGUACGAUGGGAGCUUUUCAAAAGCCGUACGGUGCUUGGUGCAUGCAUUCUCAGUGCUGUUCUUUACUUUUCUUUCUACUGUUGGGAUUUGUACUACUACUACUUCGUCAUGGUGGUGUACGAUCUUGAUGUCACCUACACGGGUUACAUGACGGAAAUCUACAACGUCGGGUCCUGCUUUGUGGGUCCAGUGUUUGGUUUGUACAUCAGGUACACAAAGCACUUCAAAAAUGCCUGUCUUUACUUUGCACUACCGCUUAUGGUGCUGGGCGCUGGUUUGAUGAUACAUUUCCGUGGCCAGGACGGUUCUAUCAAUUAUGUGAUCAUGUGCCAGAUUUUCAUUGCUUUUGCCGGCGGCACUCUCGUCAUUGGAGAGGAUAUGGCUGUCAUGGCUGCCUCUGACCGCAUGAAUAUUCCCAUGAUGCUUUCGCUGAUUGGUUUGUCCAGUAGUCUGGGUGGCUCCAUUGGGACUGCUGUCGCGGGGGCCAUCUACGCCGACACAUUCCCCAAAGCCCUGCUCUCGCGUCUUCCUGAGGAUGCCAAAACUAAUGCUACAGCUAUCUACCUCGGAGGAUAUUCCACUCAGCUCCAGUACCCAGUUGGCUCCCCUGUUCGUGACGCUAUCAAUUAUGCUUGGGGCUACAAUCAGAAGUACGGCUGCGUUGCAGCAACUUGCAUCCUUGCUCUUGGAUUUCCCGCUGUUGCUGUGUGGAAGAACUACAGAGUUGACAGGAAACAAAACAAGGGAACGGUAUUUUAA
Messenger RNA from Talaromyces atroroseus, 1827 nucleotides. RefSeq lists its product as hypothetical. Gene Ontology annotation, molecular function: transmembrane transporter activity. The transcript has 3 exons. Gene Ontology annotation, biological process: transmembrane transport. Lineage: Eukaryota; Fungi; Ascomycota; Eurotiomycetes; Eurotiales; Trichocomaceae. Bases 1 to 1827 code for a protein of 608 amino acids. The record is from RefSeq and is a predicted model, not a curated record.